Molecule: messenger RNA, 988 nt
Organism: Tarenaya hassleriana
Lineage: Eukaryota; Viridiplantae; Streptophyta; Magnoliopsida; Brassicales; Cleomaceae
Exons: 9
Coding region: 67-738 (223 amino acids)
Source: RefSeq, a predicted model, not a curated record
GGCUUGCCGGAGGAACGAAAGGGAAAAUAUCGGAGUUUACGACCGGUGAAUCUCGCAGAAGCAGCGAUGGUCGUCGAGGGACCGAGGACGCGUUUUCUUCCCGUACUGAUGGUGAUUUCCUUCACGUUUCCCGCUGUCUCCAUCGCUUAUCGGCCUGGAGAUAUUGUCCCGAUGAGCAAGAUGGGCCAGUAUCACUCCUCGAGGACGACAUGGCAUGACGUGAUUGGAAAACACUGUCCCAUCUUCGCCGUCAAUCGCGAGGUGUUGAUCCCAAUAGCGAAACCAGUUGGCUACACGGGAGCCGAUCCUUACAAGAUAUCGUUCCAAGUUGGGAGAGAGAAGUUUUUCAUUCCUUGGCUUUUUGUCAUCAAUCGCAAGAGUUCAGAGGUUCCGAUGAUUGAUGUGCAUCUGCGUUAUUCUGGAGGAGAUUUGCUUGGCGUCACUGCUAAAGUCAUCGAUAUGCCUCAUAGCUAUUUGGAGAUACAUCCGGAGAUCCGCAAACUAUUCUGGGAUCCUCAGCACUGGCCAAAACAUGUCCUUGUUAGAUACACAUGGGAGGAGCAGUCAGAAAUCGAUAUCUCUUCUGGAUUUUACGUCCUCUUUGGAUCAGCGCUGGCGAUGUCUUUUAUGCUAUCCAUCUACGUCUUACAGUCUUCGCGGGAGAAGCUGGCGAGGUUUGUAAGAGAGACAGUGGUCGAAAGCAGCACGCCCUCUGUCGGAAUUGCCAAAGUCGAAUGAACCAACCUUCGCCAAUUCGCAGAAUUGCCCUUUUCCUUGCUGCUUUUCGAGGUACAUAUACAUAUGUUAUUACUCCUAUGUUAUAUGUACCGUAGAAUUGGCCUGGGGAGAUAGCUCGGGUUCCCUCAAUUUCGGAUUUCGGUCUAUGUUUGGACUCGAUUUUAUAUUCAGUUUUUGUUGCUAAAUAUAUGUUUGAUUUGUUCGAGUACGAUAGAUCAUUAUUGCGUUUGACCCUCGAGUUGAUUUCUUA